Molecule: messenger RNA, 1045 nt
Organism: Monascus purpureus
Lineage: Eukaryota; Fungi; Ascomycota; Eurotiomycetes; Eurotiales; Aspergillaceae
Source: the annotation of a GenBank genome assembly
GUUUCCCACCUCUGCUGUUCUCCAUUUGGUCCCUGUCGCAGAUCCAGUUGAGAUUUGCCUAUAACAAUGGCAGCAGUCGAAGUGCAGAAUGCUGCGUUGGACGCAGAUACGGUCUCGCAAUCAAAAUCCAAGCCUGAAAGAUUACCAAUAACGGUCUCCAAGCCAACCCCCUACACCUUCGACCUAGGCUACCUCCUCGUCAACGACCCAAAUCCCUUAACCAGCUCACCAUCAGAACCACUGAACGCCUCCCUGAAAGCCAUAGCCCGAGACGGCGCACAGUGUCUCCUAAACCAGCUCCUCACAACAUGCCCCAUCUCCUCGACGCAGCAGGGCGUCCUCCUCUCCCUUCCGCCGCCAUCUACCCCCCUCCCCCGACACAAGCCACUGCCGACACCCAAGCCACCAACGAAAUGGGAGCUAUUCGCCCGGAAGAAGGGUAUCGGUAAAUAUAAUACGAAACCUGGCGCUGCAUUAGCGGAUAAAGAACGUCGGAAGAAGCUCGUGUACGAUGAGGAGAAGGGAGAGUGGGUUCCCAGAUGGGGUUACAAGGGAAAGAACAAGUCUGAUCAGGAUGAAUGGUUAGUAGAGGUUAAUGAGAAGGAUUGGAAGAAGGAGGAGGAUGCUGCCGUCAAUGGUAGUUCGAUUCGAGGAAUGUCCAGAGCAGAGCGCAAGGAAAGGAUAAAGAGGAAUGAGAGGAAGAUGAGGGCUAAUGAACGGAGGGUUAGGAAGAUGGGGGCUUAGUUUUGAUUUUGAGAAAACAUUGAUAUCUGCGUCCGGGACGGGAUCUACGUGCAUGUGGAACGUCUUGUUCCUUUUGCUUUUCUUUGGUUAUUUCUGUGGAAAAUGUUAUCGGUCCGAUUUCAAAGGCGUUGGGUUGGGAGGUCAUGUUCAUCAAUGGCAAAAGCUUUGUACGCAGUCAUGUCAUCGGCGCUCAUCGUGAUAAAGGCCAAUCUUCAAAUUUUUGCGCACUUUCUCCCUUGUCCUUGCUCAACAGACUACGUUCCCAGAUCUAGAACUAAGGUUGCUGGAUGCGAAUUACGCU